This is a messenger RNA of Malurus melanocephalus (red-backed fairy wren), 1342 nucleotides long. Its product is annotated as glutathione S-transferase 3. The transcript is spliced from 7 exons. Gene Ontology annotation, molecular function: glutathione transferase activity. Lineage: Eukaryota; Metazoa; Chordata; Aves; Passeriformes; Maluridae. Gene Ontology annotation, biological process: xenobiotic metabolic process; glutathione metabolic process. The coding region runs from base 96 to 785 and encodes 229 amino acids. The record is from RefSeq and is a predicted model, not a curated record.
AGCGGGACAGCGGGAGUGCUCUGCUUUGGGGCGCCGUGUGUUCGCUUGGUAUCAUCGCUCUGAUCUUCCGUGUCUGUAACAGGAAGUUUGAAGUCAUGUCUGGAAAACCKAAACUUUACUACUUUGAUGGAAGAGGCAAGAUGGAGUCGAUUCGUUGGUUGUUGGCUGCAGCCGGGGUYGAGUUUGAAGAAGAGUUUUUGGAAACCCGAGAGCAAUAUGAGAAGCUCCUGCAAGGUGGAUCCCUGAUGUUUCAGCAAGUGCCCAUGGURGAGAUCGAUGGGAUGAAGAUGGUGCAGACCAGAGCCAUCCUCAGCUACAUUGCAGCAAAGUACAACCUCUAUGGGAARGACCUAAAGGAAAGAGCCUUGAUUGAUAUGUAUGUUGGAGGAACUGAUGACCUUAUGGGCUUCAUUUUGAUGUUCCCUUUCUUAUCAGCGGAGGAUAAAGAGAAACAACGUGCUUUUAUAGUUCAAAAGGCAACAAGCAGGUAUUUCCCAGUAUAUGAAAAGGUUUUGAAAGACCAUGGGCAAGACUUCCUCGUUGGCAACAAUUUUAGCUGGGCAGAUGUUCACCUUCUUGAAGCCAUUUUAAUGGUAGAAGAGAAAAAGUCAGAUGUGCUCUCAGGCUUCCCUCAAUUACAGGCAUUUAAAGCAAGGAUCAGCAGCAUCCCCACAAUCAAGAAAUUUCUUGAGCCAGGAAGCCAGAGGAAGCCAGUUCCCGAUGAUAAAUAUGUGGAGACUGUGAGGAGAGUUCUCCGCAUGUAUUAUGAUAUAAAAGCAAAUUAGUUUGUGUGGCCACAGGCUGUAAGAGAACUGCCAGAUUGCACAUGUCCAAUUACACUAUGAAGGAAGGUGAAGGGGUGUUCGAGAGGCAUUUCAAUGGGCAGGAGCUCAUGCUCUCACACAAAAUACAGUAGGCAGGUAACUUUUAUAACACUUCAGUAUUAGCCUAUUUUCUCCUUCAUUCAACUUGAGAUUUCUGGUAAUUUCAAGCAAGUGAAAUGGCAGCAAGAACACUGUCUUCUUAGACACUUUGUGGAAUAGCAAAAAAAGAGAAAAGUAAGCUGACUGAUAGCUUCAGCAUGUUGUGCUGUUUCUGAGGACUUUGUUCUGAGAUCCAGGUCAGAUUUUCAUAUGUUCUUUAAUAUCACUUGGUAAAUGAAACAAGUGGUUUUAAAAAAAGUAGAAGGGAGAUGGUUCUCUUGCCAGUUCUUCUGGACAUCAGUGACUGUGCCUUUAUAACUAGGCUGCACUUUUAUUACUGAAUUAGGAAAUAAAUUGACUGCCAAAUGAUGUUUAACUGCUAUAUUAGGACCUGUACUAAUCAAAUAAACUUUUUAUGU